UGAAAUGAAUUGACCAGCACGUGUUAGAUCAUUCACUUUACUAAAUAUACAACUGAUGUUCAUUUUUCUAUCGCUUGUCGAAACCAUCAAGAAAUUCAGAAGAAGAAAAUGUCCAUUGAAAUUGCGUUGACAACAGACAGCAGUUUCGAAAGCGCAUGCGUUUUGUGCUGGGAAACGUCAAGUUGGAUGCAAUUAAGGGCUUAUAAGCAAGGAGUUUGCCCAAGAAAUUGCUUGACUAUGUUAUUCAAUAGUUUUAUAGUUGCUUCGCAAGUAAAUAAGCCUUUCUUGCACGUCUGGGAUGUUAGUAAGGAGCAAAUGCAUCGCAAGAUGACCUCUCCAGCAAAUAUAACCGCUUUGGCAUUUUCUCCUAGUGGUGCAUAUUGUGCUGCAGCCAGCUCUGAAACAAUCUAUAUCUGGCAGGUUACUACAGGAAAUCUGUUAGGCAUGCUCUCAAGACAUUUUCAGCCAAUCACCUGCUUGAAGUUCACAGAUGAUGGCUCUUAUCUUAUUUCGGGUGCUGAUGAUAAUCUAGUCUCAAUAUGGUCUUUAGUUAGCAUAUUACCAACUGGUGUUUUGGAAGUGGAAAAUAUCACCCCUAAAUAUACUUGGUCUGAACAUUCUUUACCAAUUACAUCCAUUCAUGUGGGUAGAGGAGGAAAACAUGCGAAUGUGGUAACUUCAUCUCUUGAUCACACUUGCAAGCUUUGGAGUCUUUCCAGUGGUAAACUUCUUCGUUCAUUCACUUUUGAUGUUGCCAUCUUGUCUGUGAUCAUGGAUGCUGCAGAAUAUAGACUGUUUGCAGGAGGAUUUAAUGGCAAAAUCUAUGCCACCAAUUUAUUUUCCCAAGCAUUCGUUAGAGCUGGUCUAAGUGAACAUAAUGAAACACAAUGUUUCGUUGGCCACAGCAUGCAAGUUACAAGUAUUUCCGUGUCAAUGGAUGGCCUAACACUGCUGUCAGGGUCAAAGGAUUGUACUGCUAGAGUUUGGGAUGUACCCAGUCGACAAUGUCUACGUGUCUUACAACACAGAGGCAGCGUGGAGAAUGUGCAAAUCCGUCCUCGACAUCGAAAUUUUGACGUAAAAUUGACGAAAACGAGCCUCCCAAUUUUGGGUUCAUUCAAGCGUUGUUUACACGACUCAAGUUCUGUACAGGACAAUGUUCCUGUUAGAUUAAACUCUUUUAAGGCUUUGAAAAGAUUGGAAAACAAUGAACGGGACCUGUGUGACAACAUGAUAAAAGAGCACUGUGAUGAUCAUGAUCACGAAGGCGGAAAGAAAAACUUGAGUAAAACUCAACUAAAAGAGCAAUUGGAGACUGCGCAAAAACUAAACAAAAGUUUGUACAAAUUUGCAACUGAAGAAUUACUUUCCGACGUUCGAUUGCAGACAAAUGUCCAUCAAUUAUGAGACGGCGUUCUUAUUCACAUUGCAUUGGACUUAGUUUUUAAAUAAAAGUACCCCCCCCCUUCUUACCCAAAAA
Molecule: messenger RNA, 1480 nt
Organism: Xenia sp. Carnegie-2017
Lineage: Eukaryota; Metazoa; Cnidaria; Anthozoa; Malacalcyonacea; Xeniidae
Product: WD repeat-containing protein 18-like
Exons: 10
Coding region: 109-1407 (432 amino acids)
Biological process (GO): rRNA processing; DNA-templated DNA replication
Cellular component (GO): nuclear pre-replicative complex
Molecular function (GO): protein binding
Source: RefSeq, a predicted model, not a curated record